AUGGUUCAACAUCUGACCAUCGGUCUCUCACAGUCGCAUACUCUCUCCUCGUUGAGCUCGACACUUUCGGCGCUCGAGGAGACCACGAAGCACGCGGCAGAAAAAGGGGUGUCAAUUCUUCUUUUCCCGGAGGCAUACCUAGGUGGCUACCCACGAACCUGCUCGUUUGGGACUUCUGUGGGCUCACGCUCCGACAGCGGUCGUGAACAAUUCCUCGCAUAUUUCAAAUCUGCCGUUGACCUCGGCGACACACCUGAGGGCGCAGGCGACGAUUGGAUCGAGAAUAAGCUCCCUACCAACAAGGACACCGACCGACGUGGCGAUGGCACGCGCGAAUUUCUCGAGAAGGUCGCUCGUGAAACCGGUGUCUUUGUUGUCACCGGUGUCGUGGAAAAGGCCGGCGGAAGCUUAUACUGCACAGCGGUUUACGUCGAUCCGCGACGUGGUGUCAUUGGCAAGAGGCGGAAGAUGAUGCCAACAGGGUCAGAGCGUCUUGUCUGGGCCCAGGGUUCCUCAUCGACGUUGAGAGUCGUUGCCACGACGAUUAAAGAUGUUAAGGUAGUCAUGGGCUGCGCUGUCUGCUGGGAGAAUUAUAUGCCCUUGUUGCGGUACAGUCUUUACAGUCAGGGCGUGAAUCUGUGGUUGGCACCAACGGCUGACGCACGCGACACUUGGGAGCCGUUGAUGCGUACUAUAGCUUGCGAAGGUCGUUGUUUCGUGCUCAGUGCUAACCAGUGUGUCAAGAAGAAAGAUCUUCCCAGCUGGAUUGUCCCCUCAAGGACAGACGCUGAAGGUCAUGAGGAAACAUCGAUUGAUGAGUUACACCAUUCGAAAGGUUCUUGCCUAGUCGGCUGCGAUGACCACUUCGUAUCUCUGGGCGGCUCUUGUAUUGUCGGUCCCCAGGGAAGGACGCUCGCUGGACCGAGUUGGGGACGAGACAAUGACCUAUUGUACAUCGAGGUGGACUUUGAGGAUUGUCAACGAGGGCGGCUCGACUUUGAUGCUGUAGGUCAUUAUUCAAGGUCGGACGCAUUCAAGCUUACGGUCCAGGGUCUGGAGCUCAAUCCGCCACCCUGA
Molecule: messenger RNA, 1077 nt
Organism: Exophiala aquamarina CBS 119918
Lineage: Eukaryota; Fungi; Ascomycota; Eurotiomycetes; Chaetothyriales; Herpotrichiellaceae
Product: nitrilase
Exons: 1
Coding region: 1-1077 (358 amino acids)
Molecular function (GO): catalytic activity
Source: RefSeq, a predicted model, not a curated record